This is a messenger RNA of Phragmites australis (common reed), 1790 nucleotides long. Its product is annotated as cytochrome P450 89A9-like. Gene Ontology annotation, cellular component: membrane. The record is from RefSeq and is a predicted model, not a curated record. Lineage: Eukaryota; Viridiplantae; Streptophyta; Magnoliopsida; Poales; Poaceae. Bases 71 to 1615 code for a protein of 514 amino acids. The transcript has a single exon. Gene Ontology annotation, molecular function: heme binding; oxidoreductase activity, acting on paired donors, with incorporation or reduction of molecular oxygen, NAD(P)H as one donor, and incorporation of one atom of oxygen; iron ion binding.
UUGAAGAUAAGAAAGAACAUUUUAACACGCUACAGUUCAGAGUGAGAGAGCAGGAACAGCAACUGCAGCAAUGGAGGACUCCACCACCUGGUCCACCUCACCCCUGCUUCUCCUCUGCGUCGUCCUCUCACUUUUAGCCUCGCUCCUCUUUUUGCUUCACCAUAGCCAUGGCCGCAAGAACCCAAACAAAAACGGUAAGGGCAGGCUCCCUCCCGGGCCGCCGGCGCUGGUCUUCCUUGCCAAGUUCUUGGCGCUCCGUCGAUCCAUCUUUGACCUCGGCCCGCUCCUCCGUGACCUGCACGCGCGCCACGGCCCCGUCAUCUCCGUGCGCUUAGCCCGCACGCUCGUCUUCAUCGCCGACCGCCGCUUGGCGCACCGAGUCCUCGUCCAGGGUGGCGCCACCUUCGCCGACCGCCCGCCGCUCAUCGACCCAGGCCACCUCUUCACUGCCGGCGCGCGCGAUAUCAGUUCUUCGCCGUACGGUCCCUACUGGCGCCUCGUCCGACGCAACCUCGCAGCCGAGGCGCUGCACCCCGCCCGCGUCAGCCUCUUCGCGCCAGCGAGGCGGCGGGCGGGGAACGCGCUCGUGGGCGACCUCCUCCGCGCGCAGGGCAGAGACGGAUCGAGAGCCGUCGAGGUGAGGCCGUUGUUCCGGCGCGCGCUGUUCGAGCUGCUCGUGUACAUGAGCCUCGGCGCUACGCUAGGCGCGGAGGUACUCGACGAGAUUCAGGAGCUGCAGCUGCGGAUCCUCCGCUCCAUCACCAGCUUCCCGGUCUUCGCCUUCUUCCCAGCUAUAACCAAGAGGCUCUUCCGCAAUCGGUGGGAGGCGUACGUCGCCGUGCGCCGGAGGCAGGACGAGAUCUUCCUCCCGCUGAUCCACGCCAGGCGCGCCGCGCGGCUCGGUGGCGACGACGACCCGCCGUGCUACGCGGACUCCAUCCUCCCGCUGCGCGUGGCCGAUGAGGGCGACCGAGCGCUCACGGACUCCGAGAUGGUCAGCCUCUGCUCCGAGUUCUUGAACGCCGGGACGGACACGACGUUGACCUUGCUGGAGUGGAUCAUGGCCGAGCUUGUCAAACACCCCGACGUCCAAGCCAAGGUGUACGAGGAGGUGAAAGACAAACCAGACCUCAACGACGGCGACCUCCAGAACUCGCCGUACCUGAAAGCCGUGGUGCUCGAGAGCCUUCGUCUGCACCCGCCGGCCCACUUCGUCCUCCCGCACGGCGUGCAGAGCGACGCGGACAUCGCCGGCUACACGGUGCCCAAGGGCGCGGAGGUUAACUUCCUGCUCGCCGAGUUCGGCCGCGACGAGACGGCUUGGACGGCGCCGCUGGAGUUCCGGCCGGAGAGGUUCUUGGACGGCGGCGAGGGGUGCGACGUGGACAUCACAGGGAGCAGGGAGAUCAAGAUGAUGCCUUUCGGUGCCGGGCGGCGAAUAUGCCCCGGGUACACGCUGGGGAUGCUGCAGGUGGAGUUCUUCGUAGGGAGCCUCGUUAGGGAGCUGGAGUGGCUGCCGGCGGCGGAGGGGGAGGCCGUCGACAUGACGGAGGAGCUGGAUUUCACCACCGUCAUGAAGCAUCCGCUCCGAGCUCGCAUCGUGCCAAGGAGUUGAGUUACUACCAUCGAUGCUUGUCCUCUCAAGAUCAAAAUAAUCGGAAGAUGCAACUAGCUAGCCGAGUAUUUGCUACUCAUGUUUGCUGAUGUGCUUGCAUCUUGUAAAUGAAAUGUGUUGGACGAAACACACACGUGAUGGGUAACAUAUGUAUUUGUGAACUGAUUUUUCGUAC